AUGCGGAUAGCGGUGGAGGGGUGCGGGCAUGGGGCGCUAGAGGAGAUCUACGAGGCGAUGGCGGAGACAGAGAGGAGGAACGACUUCAAGUUCGACCUCCUCCUAGUCUGCGGGGACUUCCAGGCCGUCAGGAACCAGCAGGACCUGAACUGCAUGGCGGUACCACAGAAAUACAGAACGAUGAACAGCUUCCACAAGUACUACUCGGGUCAGCUCAUCGCUCCUAUCCUCACCAUCUUCAUCGGCGGCAACCACGAGGCCUCGAACCACCUCUGGGAGCUCUACCAUGGCGGCUGGGUCGCACCCAACAUCUUCUUCCUCGGGUACUCUGGCGCCAUCACGGUAGGAGGCGUCAGGAUCGCAGGGCUGUCGGGGAUCUACAAGAGCAUGCACUACCGGCAGGGGCACUGGGAACACCCGCCCUAUGACCAGAGCAGCAUGAGGAGUGCGUACCAUGUUCGCGAGUAUGAAGUUUGGAAGCUAGGGAUGAUGACAGGACACGUUGACAUCUUUCUUUCUCAUGACUGGCCGAGAGGUAUCACCAGGCAUGGCGACGAGAAGCGGCUCCUGAGGACGAAACGCUUCCUGGAGGAGGAAGUUCGGAACAAUGUGCUGGGGAAUCCGUACACUACUCCUCUCAUUGACAAGCUGAAGCCUAGCUACUGGUUUGCUGCUCACUUGCACACCAAGUUUGCUGCGGUCUAUGAACACAAGGACACAGACAAGUGCACAAAGUUCUUGUCGCUGGAUAAAUGCCUGCCCAACAGAGACUUCCUGCAGGCCAUUCACAUCGAGACAGCAGAGUCAGCGGCCGGAGAGGACCUCUCCUCCUCCCUCCGCUAUGACCCUGAGUGGCUCGCGAUCAUGCGGUGA
Molecule: messenger RNA, 873 nt
Organism: Guillardia theta CCMP2712
Lineage: Eukaryota; Cryptophyceae; Pyrenomonadales; Geminigeraceae
Exons: 6
Coding region: 1-873 (290 amino acids)
Biological process (GO): mRNA splicing, via spliceosome
Cellular component (GO): nucleus
Molecular function (GO): RNA lariat debranching enzyme activity
Source: RefSeq, a predicted model, not a curated record